Molecule: messenger RNA, 1911 nt
Organism: Apaloderma vittatum (bar-tailed trogon)
Lineage: Eukaryota; Metazoa; Chordata; Aves; Trogoniformes; Trogonidae
Gene: TUBGCP4
Product: tubulin, gamma complex associated protein 4
Exons: 16
Coding region: 328-1911 (527 amino acids)
Biological process (GO): cytoplasmic microtubule organization; mitotic cell cycle; meiotic cell cycle
Cellular component (GO): spindle pole; equatorial microtubule organizing center; gamma-tubulin complex
Molecular function (GO): microtubule minus-end binding; gamma-tubulin binding
Source: RefSeq, a predicted model, not a curated record
UCUCAGGAGCUCCCGUUCCUGCACCCCAGUGAGACCAGUGUCCUGAACCGGCUCUGCCGCCUUGGCACUGACUACAUCCGCUUUGCUGAGUUCGUGGAGCAGUACACAGGGCAUGUGCAGCAGCAGGACCAUCAUCCGUCUCAGCAAAACCAGAGUGGGUUACAUGGCAUUUAUCUGCGAGCCUUCUGCACAGGUCUUGAUUCAGUGCUGCAGCCAUAUCGACAGGCACUGCUUGACCUAGAACAAGAGUUUCUGGCCGACCCACAUCUUUCAAUCUCACAUGUUAAUUAUUCUUUGGACCAGUUUCAUUUACUCUUCCCCUCUGUGAUGGUCAUGGUGGAACAGAUCAAGACUCAGAAGAUUCAUGGAUGUCAGAUAUUGGAGACAGUCCACAAACAUAGUUGUGGGGGCUUGCCUCCUGUUCGCAGUGCUCUUGAAAAGAUUCUCGCUGUGUGUCAUGGAGUCAUGUAUAAGCAGCUUUCUGCGUGGAUGCUGCAUGGAUUGUUACUGGACCAACACGAAGAGUUCUUUAUCAAACAGGGCCCCUCUUCUGGGAAUGUCCCUAGCCAACCUGAAGAAGAUGAUGAUGACCUGGGAAUUGGCGGACUUACGGGAAAACAGCUACGAGAACUUCAGGACCUGCGCUUGAUUGAGGAGGAGAACAUGUUAGCUCCGUCUCUAAAACAGUUUUCUCUGCGAGUAGAAAUGCUGCCUUCGUACAUUCCUGUGCGGGUUGCUGAGAAAAUCCUCUUUGUGGGAGAAUCUGUACAGAUGUUUGAAAAUCAAAACGUUAACCUGACCAGAAAAGGCUCCAUCCUAAAAAACCAGGAGGACGCUUUUGCAGCAGAACUACAUCGACUCAAGCAACAAGCACUCUUUAGUUUGGUGGACUUUGAAUCAGUGGUGGACAGGAUACGGAGCACCGUGGCGGAGCAUCUUUGGAAACUCAUGGUAGAGGAAUCAGAUUUACUAGGACAGCUGAAGAUUAUAAAGGACUUUUACCUUUUGGGAAGAGGUGAGCUGUUCCAGGCCUUCAUUGACACCGCACAGCACAUGUUAAAAACGCCACCUACGGCUGUAACUGAACAUGAUGUCAACGUUGCAUUUCAGCAGUCUGCUCAUAAGGUGCUGUUAGAUGAUGACAACCUUCUUCCUCUGCUUCACUUAACCAUUGAGUAUCAUGGAAAGGAGCAUAAAGACACUGCUCAGACUCGUGAAGGGCCUGCCCGGGAACUAUCCCCUCGCGAAGCCCCGACAUCUGGAUGGGCGGCUUUAGGACUUUCUUACAAAGUUCAGUGGCCGCUGCACAUUCUCUUUACUCCGGCUGUUCUAGAGAAGUACAACGUUGUGUUCAAAUACCUGCUGAGUGUGCGACGAGUCCAGGCUGAGCUACAGCACUGUUGGGCUCUCCAGAUGCAACGCAAACACCUGAAGUCUAACAGAACUGAUGCCAUCAAGUGGCGUCUGAGGGAUCAUAUGGCUUUCCUUGUGGACAAUCUUCAGUAUUACCUGCAGGUGGAUGUACUGGAAUCGCAGUUCUCACAGCUUCUCCAGCAGAUAAAUGCCACACGGGAUUUUGAGAGUAUACGAUUGGCUCACGAUCAUUUCUUAAGCAAUCUGUUGGCUCAGUCUUUCAUCCUCAUAAAACCUGUUUUCCACUGCUUAAAUGACAUUCUGGACCUCUGUCACAGUUUUUGUUCUCUGGUCAGUCAGAAUCUGGGCCCAUUAGAUGAACGGGGCGCUGCACAACUCAGUAUUUUGGUGAAGGGAUUCAGUCGUCAGUCAUCACUUCUCUUCAAGAUUCUCUCCAGUGUUCGCAACCAUCAGAUAGACUCUGACUUAGCUCAACUGCUGCUACGCUUGGAUUAUAACAAAUACUACACCCAGGCUGGAGGAACCCUGGGCAGGUAG